AUGCUUACAAAGUGGCCAGGUGAUAUGGAUCGCCUUCGGCGGAUGUCGAUAAUUGAGGAGGAUGGAGAAAAACGCGUCAAUAUGGCUUACCUCUGCAUCAUCGGCUCUCAUGCCGUGAAUGGUGUCUCUGAAGUUCACUCCAAAAUCCUCAAGGAUGACGUGUUUCACGACUUCUAUGAGAUGUGGCCGGAAAAAUUCCAAAACAAGACAAACGGUAUCACACCGAGACGUUGGCUCCUCUUGUGUAAUCCCUCUCUAUCUGACGCGAUUAUGGAUGCCCUAGGAGAUGAUAGCUGGAUCACUAACUUUGAAAAGCUGAAGGAUCUUACUGCCCUCUCAAAUAACAUCCAAUUCCUGCAAAAUCUGAUGCGCAUCAAACGUGAAAAUAAGGCCAAAUUCGCGUCCUACGUGGAGCAACAUUACAAAAUCAAGAUUGACCCCUCCACUCUUUUCGACUUUCAGGUAAAGCGCAUCCAUGAAUACAAGCGCCAGCUGUUGAACUGCUUCUACGUGAUCGCACAGUACAACCGGAUCAAAGCGAAUCCGAACUUGAGGAUGGUGCCGCGUACUGUAAUGAUUGGUGGAAAGGCGGCGCCUGGCUAUCACAUGGCCAAGUUGAUCAUCAAACUCAUCAACUCUGUUGGCAAAGUGGUCAACAAUGACCCCAUUGUGCGUGGAAGACUCAAGAACUGGUUCACAUUCAUCUCAUCCCAUGCCUCAAGGUACGACUCACAGGCGUACAUUGAUGCUUGUCCAGAGCUCAAGUUGAUUCUGUCACAAAUCGGUCAGGGAUAUUUCUCACCUGAAGAGCCGGAUCUCUUCAAAGAUAUCUACAAGACCAUGAUGUUUGGCGACCGCUUCAUGCUCUGCGCUGACUUCGCCGACUACAUGAGAGCUCAAGCUGAUGUCGAUAAGGCCUAUAGGAACGAGAAGCAGUGGGCACAAAUGAUGCUAGCAAAUAUUGCGGGUUCCUGGAAAUUCUCUUCUGACCGCACCAUCCGCGAGUACGCUCGCGACAUUUGGGGCGUGGAGCCACGGGAGGAGAAGUUGCCCGCUCCCUUCGAGAACCCUGAAGAUCCUGCUGCUACCUCCAGCAAGUAG
This is a messenger RNA of Echinococcus granulosus, 1101 nucleotides long. Its product is annotated as Glycogen phosphorylase, brain form. Lineage: Eukaryota; Metazoa; Platyhelminthes; Cestoda; Cyclophyllidea; Taeniidae. The record is from RefSeq and is a predicted model, not a curated record. The transcript has 5 exons. The coding region runs from base 1 to 1101 and encodes 366 amino acids. Gene Ontology annotation, biological process: glycogen catabolic process. Gene Ontology annotation, molecular function: pyridoxal phosphate binding; glycogen phosphorylase activity. Gene Ontology annotation, cellular component: cytoplasm.